Prorocentrum cordatum is the source of this 468-nucleotide messenger RNA. The record is from the annotation of a GenBank genome assembly. NCBI's taxonomy places the organism in Eukaryota, Dinophyceae, Prorocentrales, Prorocentraceae.
GUGGGAGUACAUGCUGCAUACCGAAUUUCGUUCGUGCAUUUGCAUUUUCAUUGCUGUCUGUGCUCUGGCAUGGGAAUGGUAGCGUUGCCCUUCGCUUUGCUUACAGCGGUUGUUUCUGGCCUGUCGCAAACUCCACAAUCGCUUCCAUUGGCCAUCGAGUUAAACGCAGCCAGAAGCUACGAUUCCUUUUACGAGGCAGCCGCGGAGGGGGGCAUGCCAAGAGAGGAUGCCGAGAGGUUGUUGGCCGGCAUAUUGAAGGCCAGCGAGCAGAAGGGCAUGUUUUUAGUGACCGUGCUGGACGGCGGCAUGUUGAGCAUGGGCGAGAACAUGAUUCUUAGCUUGAAUGCCGUGCCGUGCGAUACCCCUCUUCUUGUUGUCGGCCUAGGCGGCAACGUCUGCUCGAGUUUUCUUGAUUUCGGUGGAACGGCGGAUAUGCGUCGAGGUCUUCAGGACGUCAGCCGCUUCUGA